AUGCAAGAUGAAGGAUUUUGUGCGGCUUCUGCGUCCUCGUCUUGCGGGACAGGGCCGCCGCCCCUCUUGCACCUUGGGCCUGCAAUCACGCCACAGAGUCUCCGUCGCGCGCGAGUGUACGCGGACCUGCUCGCCAACCCGCCGCCGCCGCCGCACCCGUUCGGCGCCUUGCUUGAGGAGGCGGCGUGCCUGCGGGCCCGGGCAGGCGCGGCGGCUUUACCCAACACUGCGCGCGGCGCAAUCGACGGGGAAGGCACAACACCGGGUUCCGUAGCUGCAGAGGGCGAAAAUGCAGAUCCACCUUCGUUGUUGGCGUUGCUGCGAAGGGAGCACGGUUACUCUGCGGGGACGGCGAUGCACCGCAUGUGGGUUCAGUACCCGCAGGAGUAUCUGGCGGGGCUGGCGCAGCGGAUCGCAGAUCUUGUCUCGACGCGUGUGAUGCCGCUGGUCGUUGGCGAAGGCAACGAAGGAGAUGCCUCCCCCUCUCAGCGUGGGGCGAUCAACGCGAGCGGGACCACGCCGGUUGCCGGGGCGGAGCGAGGCCGUUAUGACAUACACGUGCGCUUUUUCCCCUCUUCCGCCGCCCGGCUGCGGUGCCUCGCGCCCAUCUCGCAGGUCUUCUGUGCGGAGGUGACCGUGCGGGACGUGGCGGCGCUGCAGCGGCUUGAAGAGGAUGCAGAGCGCCUGCGGGCCCAGUACACCUCGGUGGCGGCGGAAGGACAGACCGUCCAGAGCGCGUUGGCUUUCUGGCGGGGCGUCAGGCUGAACGCGGUGGCUGAGGAGGGCGAGGGGGCGGCGGCGGAGGGCGUGGCGUCGGCCGUCGUGCUCGGCCGCACCGGCGCUACGGGCGAUGCGGGACGCGUCAGCGCGGCUUCGGCGGGGGCGAAACGCGCCGCGUGGGUACAGCCGCCGGCCCACACGCGUCCGCGACGGGCGACGGCGAGCGCAGCUGCGGCUGCCGCCGUCAGUUCGUCCACCACGAGGCGGCGGGCGGCACCGCAGGCGACAGAAGCGGAUGCCCCACAACUUCUGCUGCAGAGCUCGGCGGGGCUCGUGGCGGUGUUUUACCUCGCGUUCAGCGGCGCGUUGUACACCGGCGUGGCUUGCGGCGCGGCGGCGGCUCCUCCCGCUGCCCCAGGGCCGCCGUCCCGUGCGGAGACCCGCUCCGACGCCGCCCCGGCAGAGCCGCGGGUGGAGGCGGCGGCAGCGCCGCCGGAUGCCGAGCCCGUUCUCUUCCUUCCCUGCGCCGCCAGAACGAGUUUCGUGCGCGGCCUGCUCGGGCUGUAG
Messenger RNA from Trypanosoma conorhini, 1287 nucleotides. RefSeq lists its product as uncharacterized. The coding region runs from base 1 to 1287 and encodes 428 amino acids. The transcript has a single exon. The record is from RefSeq and is a predicted model, not a curated record. NCBI's taxonomy places the organism in Eukaryota, Euglenozoa, Kinetoplastea, Trypanosomatida, Trypanosomatidae.